CCUGGGCAAUUCUGAUGGAAUGAAUAUUAUGUUGUGCCUAGUUGUGAUGUACCACUAUUAUAUUUAUUCAAUCUCCGACAUAGGUCGUUCAUUCACUCUUGUUAUUUUUUAUUCUUUUACUAUUUCUUUUGUAUUGGAUAUAUCAAAAAGAAAAAAGAAGAAUGAGUCCUAUUGGUACUAUCAAAUCUUAUCCUAACAACCCUCGUGUUGCGAAAGCUCAGAUUGCUGCUGCCUACAAUGGUUUAGACAUUAAUGUCGAAGAAUUCGAUCUUUCAACCCAAAGAACUCCUGAAUUCUAUGCCAAGUUCCCUAUGGGUAAAGUCCCUGUUUUCGAAUCUGCUGAAGUCAACCUUUUUGAAUCUUCCGCGAUUGCUUAUUAUGCCGCUGCUCUCAAGGAAGACUCUCCUAUCUUGGGUAAGAAUGCUGUUGAAAAGGCCUUGAUUUUCCAAUGGGUUCUCUUUUCUGAAAACGAAAUUACUUCCAACACUUCAAAUUGGAUGCUUCCUCUUCGUGGUAUUAUCCCUUAUAUGAAGCCUAAUGUUGAUGCUGCUGCAAAUAACCUCAAACGUGCUUUAGCUGCUUUGGAUAAGAUUUUGUUGACCAAGACCUACCUUGUUGGUCACCAAGUGACCUUGGCCGAUAUUGCUGUUGUCACUGCACUUGUUAACUCUUAUGUCUUUUUGCUCGAUAAGGCUGCUCGUGCUGAAUUCAAGAACGUUACUCGUUAUUUCAAGACUGUUAGUGCUCAACCUCUUUUCAAGAAAUACCUUGGUGAAAUUACCCUCUGUGAAACUCCCUUAAAGUAUAAUCCCCCUAAGAAGGAAAAGAAGCCUGCUGCUACUAAGGAGGAGACCCCCAAGAAGGAAAAGAAGGAAGCUGCCGCCAAGGAGGAUGCUGAAGAGCCCAAGCCUGCUCCUAAGCCCAAGUCCAAGUUGGACUUGUUACCUCCCUCUCCUUUCAUCUUGGAUGCUUGGAAGCGUGAAUACUCUAACAAUGAUACCAAGGAUGCUAUCAAGUGGUUCUGGGAACACUUUGAUCCCGAGGGUUAUUCCAUCUGGAAGGUCGACUACAAGUACAACGACGAAUUGACCUUGACUUUCAUGUCCAACAACUUGAUUGGUGGUUUCUAUGCUCGUCUUGAACGUGCUCACAAGUACGCCUUUGCCUCUAUGAUUGUUCGUGGUGAAAAUAACAAGAAUACUAUCUCUGGUUACUUUGUCAUUCGUGGCCAAGAAGUUCCCUUCGAAAUCUAUGAUGCUGCCGAUUAUGAAUCUUACAACUUCCAAAAGAUUGAACCUUCUCAAUAUGAAGAAAAGAAGGAAGAAAUCUACAAGUACUUUGCUUGGGACUUUGAAGACUGUGUUGAUGGUAAGGUCUUCAAAUAAAUAGUAUAUCCUUUUUUUUUCGCAAUCUGUUAAAAAAAAAAACGAAAUAAUUCCUUUUUUUUUGUCAAAUAAACAUCUAAUGUACACAUUU
Cokeromyces recurvatus is the source of this 1476-nucleotide messenger RNA. RefSeq lists its product as uncharacterized. The transcript has 3 exons. Gene Ontology annotation, molecular function: translation elongation factor activity. The record is from RefSeq and is a predicted model, not a curated record. Gene Ontology annotation, biological process: translational elongation. Lineage: Eukaryota; Fungi; Mucoromycota; Mucoromycetes; Mucorales; Mucoraceae. Gene Ontology annotation, cellular component: nucleus; cytoplasm. The coding region runs from base 162 to 1385 and encodes 407 amino acids.